Molecule: messenger RNA, 608 nt
Organism: Pocillopora verrucosa
Lineage: Eukaryota; Metazoa; Cnidaria; Anthozoa; Scleractinia; Pocilloporidae
Source: RefSeq, a predicted model, not a curated record
UUAUGUUGGGCGUGCUUGUUUGAAUGAAAGUUCUCCAAGAGCGCAUCGCAAUGGACCUCGUCGUCCUGAACAUCAUAAGCAUUCUGGCCUUGAUGUUCUUUCCAAUGAAAACGAAAGGUCAACCAAAGACUAUUGACGCACUUGGGAAAGGCAUAGAGAGAAAUGCUCACACUGGUGUCGCUUUUGCCAGAUUUAAAGCUCACAAACUGUCCCACCUGAACAUAACAGCACUUGGAGCAGAUUAUGUCCACAGCAGUAAAGAUUGUGGACUUGCCUGUAUCAACACACCGUCGUGCUUUUCUUUUAACCUGGCUGCCGUUGUUGAUAUGAACAGUAAAAUCCUUUGUGAACUGCUUCCCUCGGACAUCCACAACAACUCGGACAAGCUGGUUGCCAAUCAUCUUUUUCAUCAUUUCAGCAUCUGGUCUCCGUGCUUAAACAGGCCUUGUCAAAACAAAGGCACCUGCCGUUCAAAUUACGAGAGCAACAGUUACGUGUGUGUUUGCGCGGAAGGAUACACAGGAAGUAACUGCGAAGCAGAAAGGAACGAAAUUAAAACACUUUGUUUCAUAAGUCCAGAGAGUGAAAAACAACAGCAACAGAAGUAA